AUGUCCUCACUGCUCCUAUCCAAGGCAUCGGGGAGCGUCUCCCUUCUCAUUUUUGGGACUGCCAUCUCUCUCGCACGAAAGGGGAUAAUUCAAGGAGCCUCAACAGUCCAGCGUCGCUUGCUCGUCUCCCUCGAGGUGCCUAGCAGGGAUCGUGCCCAUUCGUGGCUGCUGGCAUGGAUGGAUGAACAGGCAAGAAGACAACACCUUGCUUCACAGAGCGGGGGACAGAGGAGAGGGGAGUGGAUCAAGGACGGGCUGCAUCUUGCUGGAUUCGCUGGAAGUGCGCCUAGGCCAGUCAAGAUCAUCUCACGCGAUUUGGCCGUCAUCACCUCGACAGCCGCUGCAUCAGGCCCAACGGCCGCACAACAAGAGGCCGCAGCUUAUCAAUCAGGUGGGCCUUUGCCCUCGUCUCAGCCUCAGGCUACCAACACCAGACCGACCCGCUCCACCUUCUCCCUGGUCCCCGGCCCCGGGACCCACUUCUUCCGCUAUCGCAAUGUCUGGCUUCGUCUGGUACGGGAGCGGCACGGCAAGCUCAUCGAUGUGACCACCGGCGCGCCAUGGGAGACUUUGACGCUCACUACACUACACUCGUGUCGGUCUGUACUCCCUGCCUUGUUGGCCGAGGCAGAGCAGAUGGCUGCAAGCAAGGUUGAAGGCAAAACGACGGUGUACACUGCGUGGGGCGUCGAGUGGCGUGCCUUUGGUAAUCCAAGAAAGGCGAGGAGGCUAGAGAGUGUCGUCCUUCAGCGGGGACAGAAGGAGAGGCUUGUGGGGGAUAUCCAGGCCUUUUUGGGGAGAGGAGAGUGGUAUGCCAAACGCGGUAUUCCCUACCGACGAGGCUACCUGCUACACGGAUCGCCAGGGAGCGGCAAGACGAGCAUCAUCUCGGCAUUAGCAGGCGAGCUAGACCUCAACAUCUGCUUGCUGAAUCUAUCGGAGAGGGGACUGACAGACGACAAGCUUAACCACUUGCUCAGUAUGGCCCCGGAAAGGAGCAUCAUUCUGCUGGAGGACAUAGAUGCCGCUUUCCCCUCUCGCUCCCCGCCUUCGUCUGACGGCGCCGAGCAAAGCAGCGCAGCCACAAAGAGGCCCGGCGUUUCAUCUUCUGUCACGUUCUCCGGCCUGCUCAAUGCCCUAGACGGCAUCGCCUCGAGCGAGUCGCGAUUGGUAGUGAUGACGACCAAUCACGUCGAGGCGCUGGACCCUGCGCUGAUCAGGCCAGGAAGGGUUGAUCUUAUCGAGGAGUUGGGCGACGCGGAUGAGACGAUGGCGGGGGAUCUGUUUGAGCGCUUCUACGGGCAGGUGGGGAAGCUUGUGAGCUUCAAAGAUAGGCUUGAAAAUGCCGUCAGGGCUGUCAAUCAGCUCAGGCGCAAAGAGUUGGGCCUGGACGCUACCGGUAGAUACGCAGCGGGCAGCGAGAAGCUGACAGAAAAUAUCGAGGCUCACGAUUCUGUGACGAGUCGAAGGCAGCAGCGCAGCAAGGCGACAAGGCGGCCAGCAGCAAAAGGAGGAGUCAGCAUGGCCGAAUUGCAGGGUCUCUUCAUCCGCUAUCCUGACGAGGCCGUCGAAGCGGUCAGAGAGCUCGAAGACGAGGCUGGCGUCGUAGUGCCGGAGGCGGCGUAA
This is a messenger RNA of Jaminaea rosea, 1626 nucleotides long. RefSeq lists its product as hypothetical. The record is from RefSeq and is a predicted model, not a curated record. The transcript is spliced from 2 exons. Gene Ontology annotation, molecular function: ATP hydrolysis activity; ATP binding. NCBI's taxonomy places the organism in Eukaryota, Fungi, Basidiomycota, Exobasidiomycetes, Microstromatales. Gene Ontology annotation, cellular component: mitochondrial inner membrane. Gene Ontology annotation, biological process: protein insertion into mitochondrial inner membrane from matrix; mitochondrial respiratory chain complex III assembly. Bases 1 to 1626 code for a protein of 541 amino acids.